Messenger RNA from Hordeum vulgare subsp. vulgare (domesticated barley), 2695 nucleotides. RefSeq names its product AAA-ATPase At2g46620. Gene Ontology annotation, molecular function: ATP binding; ATP hydrolysis activity. The transcript has a single exon. The coding region runs from base 888 to 2423 and encodes 511 amino acids. The record is from RefSeq and is a predicted model, not a curated record. NCBI's taxonomy places the organism in Eukaryota, Viridiplantae, Streptophyta, Magnoliopsida, Poales, Poaceae.
GGUAUUACUGGGCGUCUGUUCAUUCAUAUGCAACGACAAAUACCAUGCUGCAAAUCAUCUCUGAGGGGGCUAAUCAUCAAGUUAGGCCACGCGACAACCUAGAGAUGAAUGGAACAAGCUGUUCCGUCCAAAAUAAAUUAUACUACUAACAAAUAAAUGAAUGAAACAAGGUGUUUAUAGAAGCUCAUGAAACGCGGCGCGAACGCGUCCGUCCCAUAGGCACCCUUCCAAAAGAGCUCCCGGGCCAGCUACGGAACAUUCUCUUCAUCUGGUUGUCGCCAACACGCCCAACCGUAUCAUAUCGGUCGACCGUAUCACCCGCCGUCGUGUCCGUCCGUUCUGUCCAUGCAGGCAGGCAUCAUCCUGUUGAUUUGGGUAAUUCACGUCCCGACGAAGAGCAUUUAACAAGGAGAUAAGAAACGGAUGCAAUCCAGCAACCGAAUCAGAAGUCCUUCGACCACGCACACGCACCUGCCCCCAAUCACCUCAACCACACCAAUGCUCCGCUCCAGUAGAUAGAAAUCUCACCUCAGGAAAUACUAAGAUAUAUACUAUAGGAUUUAAACACGGCGAGCCCAAACAGUUUCCCUUCAAUCAAUCAAACCACCACAAAAAAGAGACCAUUCAAAUCGGCAGCAACAGCAAAAGAUUAAAAAAAAACAUUCAUAUCCGCGACUCGCACGCAGCCCGAGACGGCCCCGCAUUUCUUCUUUGACCCGCGCGCGCGCCACAGCGAUGAGAUCCCCACCUCCCUUUAAAACCCCACGACAACCCACCAUCCGAUCUCUCUCCUUCUCCUACCCUUCUCGCCCACACGCACGGACUAACCGGACCGAAUCAAACCGCGCAACCGUGCGCGCGACUCCUCCUCCUAGUGGGGCCGCGCGAUGCCGCUGGACGGCGGCGGCGGCGGGGCGGCGGUCAUGUUCGUGGCGUACGCGGCCCUGGCCGUGGCGGCGGUGCGGGCGGUGCUGUCCUACAAGUCGGCGGCGCACGCGGCGCGCCGGCUGUGGCGGUGGGCGGACGAGUGGGCGCAGGCGUACCAGUACUACGAGGUGCCGCGCUUCGCCGGCGAAGGGGCCGAGAACCCGCUCUUCCGCAAGGCGGCGGCGUACGUGGCGUCGCUGCCGUCGCUCGAGGACGCGGACGCCGCCUGCGUGCUCUCCUCCGCCAGCAAGAGCAACGACUUCUCGCUCCAGCUCGGCCCGGGCCACACCGCGCACGACGCCUUCCUUGGCGCGCGCCUCGCGUGGACCAACGGCGGGGAGCGCCUGGUCCUCCGCGUGCGCCGCCAUGACCGCACGCGCGUGCUGCGCCCCUACCUGCAGCACGUCGAGUCCGUCGCCGACGAGAUGGAGCUGCGCCGCCGCGACCUGCGGCUCUACGCCAACACCGGCGCCGCCCUCGCGCCGCGCUGGUCGUCCGCGCCCUUCACUCACCCGGCCACGCUCGACACGGUGGCCAUGGACCCGGACCUCAAGACCCGCGUCCGCUCCGACCUGGAGAGCUUCCUCAAGGGCCGCGCCUACUACCACCGCCUGGGCCGCGUCUGGCGCCGGAGCUACCUGCUGUACGGCCCGCCCGGCACCGGCAAGUCCACGUUCGCCGCCGCGAUGGCGAGGUUCCUCGGGUACGACGUCUACGACAUCGAUCUCUCCCGCGCCGGCACCGACGACCUCCGCGCGCUGCUCCUGGACACCGCCCCGCGGUCGGUCAUCCUCGUGGAGGACCUCGACCGGUACCUGCGCGGCGGCGACGGGGAGACGUCGGCGGCGCGGGCCGCCAGGGUGCUGGGGUUCAUGGACGGGCUUUCGUCGUGCUGCGGCGAGGAGCGCGUGAUGGUCUUCACCAUGAGCGGCGGCGGCAAGGAGGGCGUGGACCCGGCCGUGCUGCGGCCGGGGAGGCUGGACGUGCACAUCCACUUCACCAUGUGCGACUUCGACGGCUUCAAGGCGCUGGCCAGCAACUACCUGGGCCUCAAGGACCACAAGCUCUACCCUCAGGUGGAGGAGGGCUUCCACGCCGGCGCCCGCCUGAGCCCGGCCGAGCUCGGCGAGAUCAUGCUCGCCAACCGCGGAUCCCCGAGCCGCGCGCUGCGCACCGUCAUCAGCGCGCUGCAGCACGUGGUGGCGGCGCCGCCGGCGCACGGGCGGACGAGCACAACCGCCGCGCGGCCUCCCAGGCUGACCUCAAGGCUGUCCGGGCACCUCGACGGGUCCUCCAGCCCGGCGGCGGAGAGCCAGUCGCCGGUGGCUGCCUGCGCCGGCGGGGGGUUCGGGAAGGACGCGCCGAUGAGGGAGUUCAAGAAGCUGUACGGGCUGAUCAAGAUCAGGAGCCGCAAGGAGGGCGGCGUGGUGCCGGUGGACGACACGGCGUCGGCCAACGGGCGGGGCAGCGACGCCAGCAGCGAGAAGGACCGGUGAUUAAUGAACGCACAUCUUUUUGGUUUUGCUUUGCGCGUCUUCACACCUGAUAUGAUCGUGAUCGCUUAACCUUUAAGCGCCUCUUUUUUUUUCCUUCUGUUCUCGAUUGUAAUUUGGGGGUUGUACAUUGUAGUCUAGCUAGUGUAAGGCAAUUGCAAACGGAUGGCACAAGUUGGGAACAAAAUUAUCGAAAAAAAUAAUCGAAAGUAGUUGUACAUAGAUGAGAACUGGCUACAUACAUAUGAUUAUACGAAUAUAUGUAUAACUGUAAA